AUGAGAGACAUGAUGCAUGUUGAACUCAAUGUCCAGCCAGAAUGCAAUUACUACACGAACCUGGUGCGGAACUUGAAAACCGCAAUCGUCCCGACGUUUACUCUGGAAUCGGGUCAACAACUCCAUCGAGUCCCUGUCGCCUACAGCGCCUGGGGCACCUUGAACGAGGAGGGUGACAAUGUCCUCCUCAUCUGUCACGCUCUCACUGGAAGCAGCGACGUCGAGGACUGGUGGAAACCUUUGAUAGGUCGAGGAAAAGCCGUCGAUACAAGUCGGUUCUUUGUCAUUUGCUUCAACUCACUCGGGUCGCCGUACGGCUCUGCAUCACCGCUCAGCACAGACCCGAUGACCGGCAAGCCUUAUGGUCCGACCUUUCCAGACACGACUUUCAGAGACGAUGUGCGGAUACAAAAGAUGGUUCUUGACGCGUUGGGAGUUAGACAGGUUGCGUCCGUCAUCGGUGGCUCGAUGGGGGGCAUGAUUGCCCUUGAGUGGCCUUUGUGCACCCCUCCAGGCUAUGUGAGGACGGUCAUCCCCAUAUCGACUUCAGCGUAUCAGACCGCGUGGGGAAUCUCAUGGAACACGUCGCAAAUCCGAUGUAUUCAAGCCGACGCACAGUUUCGCGGGGGUUACUAUGCUCCUCAUCCUCAAGGCCAGCCCGUGCAAGGUUUGGGCGCCGCCAGAAUGAUCGGGAUGCUCACCUACCGAUCAUACACUUCCUUUGAGGCCCGUUUCGGUCGACGCAAGUCCGGGCCAAAACGGCCGUCGCAGUCCUUCUCGAGACCGAUGACCUCGAUCCCCUCCCCGCCAGUCCCGGUGGCUGGAGACGACACCCCCGAGACAACAGAUUUGAAGACAGAGGCGCAGAACUUCGGCCCGGCCACGAUAUAUUCGGCCCAAAGCUACAUGCAGUACCAGGCCGACAAGUUUCUCAAGCGCUUCGACGCGAAUUGCUACAUCCACCUUUUGCGAAAGAUGGACUCUCACGACAUCACAAGAGGGAGGACCACCACAUCAAUACCAUCAGCGUCGGAAGAACACCCCAGCACGAAGAGCGUCGCCGCCGUUCUGGCCACAUGUCCGGCUCCCGCGCUCGUCGUGAGCAUAGACUCAGACCUGCUCUUCCCGUCCGAGCAGCAGACACUACUCGCAAAUUCUCUGCCUCGAGCGACGCUGAUGAAGCUGAACUCGUCCGACGGCCACGACGGGUUUCUGCUGGAAAUGUCGGCCAUGCAAGAAUCCAUCAGUGCCUUCCUCCGGGAACACUCUCCCCACGUCUUCACAGCUCCUGUCUCUGAUAGCGGCGAAGAGGAUAACGCAGACGUUGUAACGAAUAGUGUGUUUGGCGAGCUGGAAGCUGACUUUUGA
Messenger RNA from Fonsecaea nubica, 1368 nucleotides. RefSeq names its product homoserine O-acetyltransferase. NCBI's taxonomy places the organism in Eukaryota, Fungi, Ascomycota, Eurotiomycetes, Chaetothyriales, Herpotrichiellaceae. Bases 1 to 1368 code for a protein of 455 amino acids. Gene Ontology annotation, biological process: L-homoserine metabolic process. The record is from RefSeq and is a predicted model, not a curated record. The transcript has 2 exons. Gene Ontology annotation, molecular function: homoserine O-acetyltransferase activity.